Messenger RNA from Eleginops maclovinus (Patagonian blennie), 5131 nucleotides. RefSeq names its product activator of transcription and developmental regulator AUTS2 a (gene auts2a). The transcript has 18 exons. NCBI's taxonomy places the organism in Eukaryota, Metazoa, Chordata, Actinopteri, Perciformes, Eleginopidae. The coding region runs from base 1 to 3867 and encodes 1288 amino acids. The record is from RefSeq and is a predicted model, not a curated record.
AUGCUACCCAUGAAGGGCGUGGAUGGCCCUCGAUCUAGUGGCCUCCGCAAGAAGAGGAAGUCAAGGUCGGUGAGGGAUCGAGACAGGAGAUCAAAUGGGAUAAAGAACAACCAUGUUAAGGGCUCGGUCUUUCGCUUCUCAUCUGACUCAGAGAGGGAGGGCAACAGGGAACCCUCCUCGUCCCGCCCUCGACCCCCACGAAGGAAGCGAAAGGACUCUACUUCUGCUGAGGAGGACAUCAUCGAUGGCUUCUCCAUCACAGGAUUCGUCACCUUGGAGGCUCUGGAGAAGAACUUGACACUGAUGCCCCAGGAGUGCAGAGAGAGCCAGGCAGGCCCACUACGCAAGAAAAAGGCUGCCAGGGUCCUCAACGGCCUGAGCCUGAACCCCUGCAAGAAUCACCAUCAACAGUCUUCAGACCAGGAGAACAACCCCCGCCUGGUACACACACAGGGCAAGAAGAAGAAGAAACACCUGAACAAGAAACACAAAAGGCUGAAACCGGGGCAGAACAACUGUAAGGGCAGCGACAGCGAGAGUGUAAGCGGAGGGUCCAAGCCUUCCAUCAGGAGCAGCUCCAGAGACAGGCUGACAGACUGUGACACAGAGAGUGACCAAGACGACAAGGUCUCCGAUGCCAGCUCAGAGAAAUUCUUCAGCACAGCUGCAGUUAAAGCUCCAGAUUUUGGCCUCCAUGUGCUCUCCACCAAUGGCAGCCAGGAGCCCCAUGGGCCGGGCCACCUCAAGGUAUCAGGCCUAGAGCGCAGUCAGGAGAGGAGCCAGGAGACCUGUAGGGACCCCCAACCACCUGCGUCUAGCAGCCCCAGUCAGCCUCUGCCCCCACAAGCCCUCCCCCUUCUCCAGCCGUCCACCCCUAAGCCCCUGUCUCCUCAUCGGACCCACACUCAAAGCUCUGCCCAGGCUCCGGCCUUCACUCACCUGCCCCCCCGCUCAGAGGCACUCCCCAGGCCUCAGACGCCCGCAGCCCUGCCUCUCGCCCAGGGACAAGAGCCCUCGCCGCCUCCCCCUCCCCGGCCCCAGCACCAGCCUGAACUGCUGUCACACCCUCGGCCUCCGCCGACUCCCAGCCUUCACCCACACCCGCCAUCGCCUGCCCUCCCCACCCAUCACCAACAGCACCCCAGUCAGGCCGGGGCCCACCGGCCCCCAUCACGCAGCAACCCUCGGCCCCUUUCUGCCUACAACGGCCUCAACCUCAACGGUCACAGCAGCAGCAGGAGCAGCACCCCAGGCGCCAAGCCCCAAGGGCCCCCAACUCCCUCUUUGCACCUCCCCCAUCACCCGCCACCUCCGGCAGCAGCAUCCCCCUUCCCGCUGCCCUUGGCGGCUAACCAGAGCACCCCCCACAGCUUCCCCCCUGCCUUGCAGUCCUCGCCGCACCCACAUCACCCCAAUAUGUUCGCUCCUCCAGCGGCCUUGCCUCCACCACCACCACUUACGUCAAGCACCCUGCCAGUCCCCGGACAUCCUGCUGCUGGGACUGCCUACUCAGAGCAAGAACUUCUACGUCAGGAGCUUAACACCCGUUUCCUGGCUUCUCAGAACGCCGACCGCGGCGCCUCGCUGGGCCCCCCACCCUACCUGCGCACAGAGUUCCACCAGCAUCAGCACCAGCACCAGCAUCAGCACCAACACACCCACCAACACACGCACCAGCACACCUUUACGCCCUUCCCUCACGCCAUCAUGCCCACUCCGGCACCGCCCAUGGUUCGUACCCCUGCCAGAAAUUUUGAAAAAUUUCCAACAAAGGUUGACCCCUUCUACAGACACAGUCUCUUCCAUGCCUACCCACCGGCCAUGUCUGGCCUUCCGCCCGUCAUCCCCCCGAACGGGCCGUUCGGCUCGCUGCAAGGCGCCUUUCAGCCCAAGACCUCCAAUCCACUCGAUGUAGCCGGAAGACCUGGAGGCGUCCCACACACAUUCUUACAGAAGGACCCCAGGCUAACGGAUCCAUUCCGGCCCGUUCUCAGGAAACCAGGGAAAUGGUGCGCCAUGCACGUCCACAUCGCCUGGCAGAUAUACCACCACCAACAGAAAUUAAAGCAGCAGACGCAGGUCGACCCUCACAAGCUAGACUUCGGCCUCAAGCCUGAGUUCCUGAGUCGACCUCCGGGCCCCAGCCUAUUUGGCCCCAUCCAUCACCCCACAGAUUUGGCACGGCCUGCAACACUGUUCUCCGCUGCAGGUCCCACACACCCGUCAGCAGGGCCUUUCGGGCAUCCGCCCCACCAUCCUGGAAACUUCCUCGCCCCAGCAUCUCACUUAGAACACUUCAAUCGGCCUGCGUCAUUUGGAGGACUAGGAACCCUCAGCUCAUCGGCCUUCGGGGGCCUGGGCAAUCCAGCACUAAAAUCCCUAACAGCGGCCAACGCCAUGUUCGGACAUAAAGACGGCCCCAAUGCACAGCAGCACUUCAACAGUGGCAGCAACAGCAGCCAUCAGGAGCCGUGGAACCGCCUGCACCGCACUCCGCCCUCCUUCCCCACACCUCCACCCUGGCUGAAACCCGGGGACUCUGAGAGGAGCGCCUCGGCCAGCUCGCACGAGAGGGACCGGGACUCUGACAAACGGGACUCAUUGGGCAGUAAAGACGACAAAGACAGGGACUCUUUAGAAAAGCGCCAUACGAGCCAUCCGUCCCCGGGGCCUGUCAACCCCAUCAGCCUUCUAGGCCACAGUCGGCCGCCUGAGCACCACAGGAACCACCUGCCACCCACUGCUGGAGAAAUUCAAAGGGACAAGGAGACCAAAGCCAAAGACAGGGAGAGGGAGAACUCUGACUACAACGGCACAGAUGAACAUAAGCUCAAAGACAACCAGCACAGCGACAAGGACACACCUGUCAUUCUCGACGGCCGGGUGUCAGAGGACAAAGUGUCCAGCAGGGGGACACCGUCGCCCUACGUCCGGCAGACCAGCCUGGAACGUCCCAAUGGCGGGCUGAGCAGGGACGUCCUGGAGAAGAAGGUGGAGCUGCCGUACGAGCACCAGAAGAGGAGCAGUGAGGUGAAGGUGAAGGAGGAGCGGAAGGAGGAGCAGGAUGCAGCUGCAGAGAGGGCAAAUGAGCACCCAACACAGGCACCGUCCACGCCAAACCUCCACCCUCCCUCGUCAAUGCCUAUGCCCAUGAGCAUGGCUGGCGUUCACCCCAUGAACAGCAUCAGUGGUCUUGAGAGAACUCGAAUGGUAGCGCCCUUCAUGGGGAUCAGCCCCAUCCCAGGAGCCGACAGGUUCCCUUACCCUGCCUUCCACUGGGACCCAAUGAGGGACCCCUACAGGGGCCUGGACAUUCACAGGCGGGACCCUUUGACCAGGGAUCUGUUGCUAAGGAACGACCCUCUGCACCGGCUAGCAGCGCCUCGACUCUACGAGGCGGAGCGCUCCUACCGGGACCGCGAGCCUCAUGACUUUAACCGGGAUCACCUGCACUCUCUGGCCCUGGAGCAGAGAAGGGAGCAGGAGCGCGCCCACAUGGAGGAACGCGACCGACUCAACAUGCUGAGAGAGGACUAUGAGCAUGGGCGCCUCCACCCUGCAAUGCACCAUCCGGCCCUUGACGGACAUCUCCCACACCCCGCCCAGGGCCUCAUGGCCCCCGGACUCCCAGGCAUGCACUAUUCCCGGGUCAGUCCCUCGGCUGCAGCGAUGGCCGCAGCAGCCGCUGCCGCCGCCGCCGCCCAUCAGAACGGUAUCCUGAACAAAACACCCCCCACCGCCUCUCUGAGUGCCCCACCCCCUCUCAUCUCCUCACUGGGGGCCCGGCCCGGCUCACCCAGAAGGACUACUCCCCUGGCCACAGAUAUCAGAGACAGAGCCUCUCACAAAGACAUCGAGGCACGGUGAGCCUCACUCUUUGAACACCAAGCACUUAGCUCUGGGCAAAGCAGACUGUAACAUAGCUGUGAAUAACUUAUGUGGGCAGAGACAUGCCCACACAACACCGUGUUUUUGUAUAAAACUACAAAGAGACAGUAAUCAUGGAACAAAAAAAGAUUUUUCAAAGAUGUUUUCCCGGUUUGCUCCAGCUUUUUGUGUGCAUUCUUCCUCCUGUAUAGCGAAGUCACGCGGAGUAAGACUGAAGACUUUUGGAAUGUACAGGUACUUUAGCACUGACAGCAAAGUGUGUAGAUAAUAUGUACAGUCGCUGUGCUCACUCUUUAUGGAUUAAAAUCAUGGUACAAAUAUGCAAAAGGGUGUUUUGAAAGCUUUACUUUGAACACAUGUAAAUAGAGGAGUAUAACAGCAGUGAUUCAGAAUGUGCUUUUUGCUAUUUCCUUUUUUUUGGGUUGAUGCAAAUGGUUAGCAUUGUACCAGAUACCCCAUAUUCAACUAUGCAACAAAUGCCUGGGCUCCCUUUCUAAAAGCUCGCCUUCUCAUUACUACUGACUGUGUAACAAUACAGGACAAAAGCUGUAUUCUCUCCACAACUCAGACACACACAGGUCCAUGCAAACACUUUCAAGCUUUAACAAUUCAAAGGAACAAUUUGGAUUUAACAAAAGUAACGUUUUGAGAAAUAGUUUUUCAAACAUGAUUAAUUGUGUUGACAAUCCUAGAAACAGCUGAUUCAAUUAUUGCGAUUUAUAUUGUAAAAAGCCAGCAGCACAAAUGUUAACUCUUUUUCUCACUCAGUUAUUACCAGUGUUGUUCUGGGGAGAAUGCAGCACACUGAACAUCACUACAGCACAUGUGUAAAGUACAUGUUUUGGAAAUCGGUUCUGUUGGUCAAACAGUGUAGUAAAGUGCUUUCCUGAGUUGAUGUACUUACAAAAGCAAAAGACAAAAAAGCAAGUCUGAACUAUGGACCGUUUGUUUCUAAUGAGCAGAGAUCUAUUUUAGUAGUCCACUGAAGGUUUAGUUGUGCGCUUCAAACUCUGUGAUAUCAUGUCGUGCAGUGUUUUUUAAUCUAACAUAAAAAGGUCCACCGGAGCCAUAGUGGUUAGUUGAUGCAUAUUGCAAAAAGAUUGUUAAAUGAGAUUUUUUUUUUUGCUGUUAACCAUGUACAGGGAAAACAAGUGAAGUCUUUCUAGAUCAUGUACAAAAAUGAGAAAAAAUGAAGCGACUGAAUCUUCAGCAUGCUCCUCAUUUAAACUUGUGUUAUGUAAAU